GUGAGCGUGUGUGAGCGCCACUGCGCUCUCGUCACACCGUUUUCACUUGCUAUCGCUACUCUCAUUGCGAGUGAUUGCUUGCUCGUUGAAAUUGUCUGCAGUACGAACGCGAUCCAUAUUGGCGUCGUCAUCGCUGGCAAAGUAAAAAAAACAAGGCUACGAAGAACCGUUGGAGAGUCAACGAUACUGCAUUCGUGACUCAUUCUCCGAUAUGCUCUCACAUCCUCUCUUUGUGCCACAUUUGUGCUUGCUUUUCAGGUCUAUUUCGAGGGCGCCAAGCAUGGUUGGCGAGUGUUUUAUUAGUGUCGAAAUGAAUUUAGUACUGCUUUGUAGCUUUCAUUGUUGAGAUAACAAAUCGUUGUGUGUGACGGUUGGCGAUUUUUUCUAACAUACAUACAUACACAUUUUUAAGCAUGCAUUCAUACGUACAUACAGAUGUGCAUGCAGUGAAAAGAAUUCUGAAAUAAGACAAGUGAAGGCGCACAUUUUUUUACGGCAACGAAAGUGGUUACAUAAUUCACGGCAAAUAUAUGUACAUACAUACAUAUGAGUGCUUACAUACAUACAGCUGCACGCGCAUAAUUUGUAUUUAUGUUUGCAUAACAACAACAAUACAAGCUAGCACGUUCGGAAGUUGAAUGCGGCAGCAGCAGCGCCAGCAAAAGCUACAGCUGAUUUCAUUUAACGCGUUCAUAUUGUUGUUGCUGCUUUUCUUUCGUCAAGUGCUAAACGUGAAUCAUUCGAGAGCAAGCAAUCAUUAACACCUGUCCGCGCGACAAGUUGCCAAAAUAGAGACCACCACAUAGGUAGCAACAACAAGCAACAGCAACAAAAGCACUGGCAACAGUAAAGAAAAGCACAAGUGUAAUUGUUAUUGUUAUUGCAGCAACAACGCGCGUGCCGAGGUUUCUAACAGUGCAGCAACAGUGGCGCAGGCGUCAAGCAGCUUUUUGAAUACUAACAGAUAAACCGAUGUACAUAUGUAUGUAUAUGAAAAAAACCGGUUAACGACGAGCUUGUACCGUGCGCUUGAUUACGCCGUUUUCAUCAUUGUUGUUGCUGUUGUUGCUAUUAUCAAUGCACACGCGUUUUUCAUAACCCACAACAGACAAAACUGGUUCGGUUACGUCGUCCUCGUCGUCGUCGUCGUCUUGACGCUAACAAAUCUUGUACCGGUUAAGCGAGUUUCUCGUGCUGACUGGUUUUUUUAACGCUAACAAGACAUUGAGCAGCGGUGUUUAAGUGUUCUGGUUUGCUGUUUUUAGUUAUUAUUACUAAGGUUGUUGCUGUUUUGUUGUUGUUUCGUUGUGUCUUGUUUUCAAAUCGUCGGGGAACAUUUGAACGUUAAACAGGCUUUGGCAUUUAUCAUUACAGUUUGAGCCGUCGAACAUGGCAAAGAACGCAGUUCGUAUUAAGCAUAAAACAGUAACGGAAAUCAGUAGGAAAAAGAAUCUGCUCUGAGUAUGCAGGCAAAAAUAAAUCGUUUACAAAAAUGGAGAACAGCUGGACUAAACCACAAACUGAAGUAUUAAUUUCCAUACUCGAACGUUAUCCUGUACUCUAUAAGUGUGCACAUAAAGAUUUCUCCAAGUCAUAUGUGAAAGAGAAGGCCUAUAGGGAUAUUGUAGCACAAUUUGUAGAUGUCAAACCGGAUGUCACAAUAAAUUCAUUGAAAAGGAAGAUCAAAACUUUACGCUCUCAAAUGUGGGCAGAAGAACGAAAGCGAUUAUCACGUCGAAAGGGUAACAAAGACAUAUAUCAGCCAAAAUUAUGGUGUUACAAACAACUACAAUUCCUACUCAACUCCAAUGAGGAUUAUCUAGAUGAGGAUGAAGAUAUACUAGAAGAAGACGAAGAGGAAGCUGAUGCCAAGAGUGCCAAAGAUUACAUCGACAUCGAUCAGACGGUACUAGAGCCGAGUCCACAACGCAUACGUAAUAUACUGACGUUAGAAGAGCGUGUGGCCGCUAUAGAGGCUUACGAUUGCCGACCGAUGUACACGAAGGUGGCGAAAAUGUUCAAUUGUAGUUGGGAGCAAAUUAAAAACAUUAUCGCCAAUCGGGACGCCAUCAUGGAAUUCUACAUGGCGACAAGAAAUGCAGAAACGCAAAAUGAUACCAAUCGUGUUGAGGUGCGUUCACGUAAGAUAAGCUUUCUCGGUGAGUGUCUCUACGAGUAUAUACAACGUGCACAAUUUCACACCAAAGCGCACAUAACGGAAGAUUUAUUACGCAUGAAAGCUAUCGAGUUUCGUGAAAUGAUACAAAUCGAUAAUUUUAUGCCAAAUAAAACAUGGAUCAAUCACUUCAAGGCGACCUACAACUUUUCGCUCUCAAAUCGUCAAAUAACAAUCACUCGUACACCGCCCAUGUCGUUGGAUUUGAAGGACAUCAUGACGUAUUGCACGAAGAAUAAAGCAAAAGUGUCGACAGCGAAUCAGGUCCUGUCUGGGUUGGAGAGUAGGGAAUCGGAUCUUUACCGUACCACGACACGCAUUGCCAUCUCUGGUGAGAAUGAGGCGGCAUUGCAGGAGAUGAAACAGCGGCGUUUACGUAAGAUUAACUUUCUGAAAAAGACGCUGUUCGAGUAUUGGCAGCGUGCGAGUCAUCAUCACAAGAUGCGCAUGAAUGAGAAUUCGUUGCGGAAGGUCGCUUUUGAAUUGAAGGAAAUGCUGAAGAUUGACAAUUUUUAUCCGAGCAAAGAGUGGUUAAACAAUUAUAUUACCGUUACUUAUCCAACAAUGCUCAGCCAAACGGAUGAUACCCGACCGCCGCCACUUUCACUGGAUUUGAAAGACAUUUUGAGCUUUUGCAGUCGACAGGAGAAUAAAAAACAAGCGCCGAGCACCAUAACGCUCGCACCGAAAGAAGCCACACAACAGCAGCAGGUAAGCAGAACAGCAACAACAACACCGCCAGUCACCGCGCCACUUGUACAAAUACACACAUUCAAUUUGCACCGCAAUGACGAUGUGGGUGCGCAUGAGCGCAUGCCGUACCCAACGGCAAUCGCCAAGACAACAGCAACAGCAACAACCACGACAACUAGAACGCUGCCAACGAAAAUUAAAGAAGAAGUGAUAGACCUGGACGCGGAUGAGGAGGAGCAGGAUAUCAAACCGAAUGUACAUGAACUGGUGCCUCCACCCGAAACACCAGAAGCGGCGGGAGGUGAAACAAAAAUAACGGCAACAAAGGCAACUAUAAACACAAUAGCGCUUACAAAUGAAAAGCAACAACAAAAAGUCAAUUUGAACGCCGAGAAUUGCAGUUCAAUUCAACAACUGCCAGCUUUAAGAGUGGUGAGCUUAAGCACUCUGGUACCACCACCACUAGCGCCCCUUCCCGCGGGAACCUUACCAACUAUAACACUGCCAACGGCAUCACAACAGAUUUCGUCGCCAGUUGCCACACAAGCCGCAGCCUUACUAGAAACAGCAAUUAAUAGUCGAAAGCGUCCAAGCGUCGAAAUUGAUUUCCCACAUCAACCUUUAAAAAUACACAAAAUCGAAUCGAUUGGCGCACAAAUAAUUGAUAAACCUAUACCCAGUCCUGGCCACUGGUCGGAGCAUAGUGAUCCGGACGAAGAAGAGUUGCCAAGGCAUGUGAAAAACUAUAAAGAUGCACUCAAACUCUUGAAACCCCUGGAGGAGUUCGCAAUGUUGGAGGAGAACUAUCGUGUUAUCGGUCUAAUAUCACAGCUGGAAGAUAUAUUCAAGCAUCCACCACACAAGGACGACACUUAAUCAGAGUUAAUGGCACAAUUUAGAGCUUAAAUUACGAAAAAUAUAUGUGAUUCCUAUGAAAGUUGCCUUGAGCGGUGCCUGGUGACUUGUUUUAAAGUCAUUACCGCUAUAAUAGUUAUUUGCGCAUAAAAUCAAAGAAUGAAACAGAUAUACAUAUGUACAUAAGUAGUGAGAUAAAAAGCUUGUGCAAUCAUUAUGUUCAAAAUGAGUCAAGUAUUGACGCUUAACAAACGAAAUUCUACUUUCAAUUUGUUAAUAUAGAAGAAACAUAUGUACAUAGGUGUGGUUUAAUUUAAGAAUCAUAUUGUUGUUGUUGUAUCGGUCUUGGAAAGACGCUUGUUUAGUAAGCUAGUUUACAUUCUCUAUGGACUUUUGGAAAAUAUUUUUAUCAUCUUACGUUUUUAAAAGUCCUUUAAUAACAGACUCAUGAUUAAAACUCACUUAUUAAUCAAUUCGUUAAUUUUUCAAUUAAAUAAAUUAAUUUUUAUUU
This is a messenger RNA of Ceratitis capitata (Mediterranean fruit fly), 4235 nucleotides long. RefSeq lists its product as uncharacterized. NCBI's taxonomy places the organism in Eukaryota, Metazoa, Arthropoda, Insecta, Diptera, Tephritidae. The transcript is spliced from 4 exons. Bases 1493 to 3745 code for a protein of 750 amino acids. The record is from RefSeq and is a predicted model, not a curated record. Gene Ontology annotation, molecular function: DNA binding.